AUGGAGUUCUUAUCAAGCAAUGACAAGUUAAGAUUGAAUGACAUGAAAUUGAUUGAGCAAGAAUAGUAUUAUAUCAGCUAAUUAAAGGAUCAAAGGGAAAAAAUGGAAUUAUUAAAAAUUGAAUUCCUGAAGAAAGAUCAUGUCAUCUUGGAGUUGUAAGGACACUUGGAAUAAUUAUAAGAUGAAUGUGAAUAGCUAAGAGAAAUUUAUUAGGAACAUGUUCAAAAUUAGGAAAAUGAAUUCUAUAGAUUGAAUAAAUUAUAGGUGGAAAAAGAUAAUUUAAUUAAAGAUAAUUAAGAACUAAAGGAUGUAAUUUAACAUUUACGAAAUGAAAAUGAAACUUUAAAUUCGUUAUAAUUUAAAAAUGAUGAUUAAUAAAGAUAGUUAUAAGAAUAAUUGGUUCUGCUGGCAGAAGAAAAUUCAAGAUUAAAGUCAGAAAUAGCAAAGUUAGACGAACUCUUGUUUACAUAUGAACCUCUAAAGGAAGAAAAUGAAAAGCUCAAUGAAAAAUUAAGAUAAUACAAGCACGAGAAGCACAAAUUGUAAUAGGAAUUAAAAUAAGGAAAACAAGAGAUCAACAAAUAAAUUGAAGAAUUUAAAUCAGGUUAUGUUAAAGAUUUAAAAAAUGAAAUCUAGAGAUUACAAGAAUAUAAAGAUUAAUAUCAAACAAUAAAAAUACAAAUACAAGAUUUAGAGCAGAAGUAUGUUGAAGCAAUUGAUGAGAACAACAACUUGAAACUUGAAAUUAAGUCUCUUUAUGAAAAGGAGGAAAGUGAAAUUAAAAUUAAAUCAGAAAUUGAUAGAGUUAGAUAAGACCUUAUGUCAGUGAGAUACUAAGAGACUCUAAAAUUAAAUGAAUUAUUUAAUGGAAUGAUUAGUUUGAGCAGUUUAGCAAACUCUAGAGAUCACUUUAAUUGA
Paramecium tetraurelia is the source of this 918-nucleotide messenger RNA. RefSeq lists its product as uncharacterized. The record is from RefSeq and is a predicted model, not a curated record. Lineage: Eukaryota; Ciliophora; Oligohymenophorea; Peniculida; Parameciidae. The transcript is spliced from 4 exons.